Arachis ipaensis is the source of this 705-nucleotide messenger RNA. The record is from RefSeq and is a predicted model, not a curated record. NCBI's taxonomy places the organism in Eukaryota, Viridiplantae, Streptophyta, Magnoliopsida, Fabales, Fabaceae.
AUGGUAGAAGUUCCGGAAUAAUUUAAUAUAUUUGAUUAAAUUGUUUGUUGACUCGCAGGUAUCCAACCCUUUGUAACAUUGUCUCACUUUGACUUCCCUCAAGAGCUUGAGGACAGAUAUGGCAGUUGGCUAAGUUCCCAGUCACAGGAAGAUUUUCAGAUAUUUGCGGACAUAUGUUUUAAAUCAUUUGGAGAUAGAGUGAAGUACUGGAUAACUUUCAAUGAACCAAAUCUUGAGAUCCCAUUCAGUUACCGUAGUGGAAUAUACCCACCAUGUCGUUGCUCUGCUCCUUUUGGGAAUUGCACUGAUGGAGAUUCAGAGAAGGAACCUUUUCUUGCAGCCCAUAAUAUCAUACUGUCACAUGCUGCUGCUGUUGAUAUUUACAGAACAAAAUACCAGAGUAAGCAAGGGGGGGAAAUUGGCAUUGUCUUGCAUAUUGACUGGUUUGAGCCUUUCAGUAAUUCCACAGCAGAUCAAUUAGCAACGAAAAGAGCUCAAGCAUUCACCACAAAUUGGAUUUUAGACCCAGUUAUAUUGGGGAAGUACCCAAGAGAGAUGGAAAAGAUUCUAGGACCCAUCUUACCAAAAUUUUCAAGCAUUGACAAAGAAAAACUCAAGAGAGGAGUGGAUUUCAUUGGCAUCAAUCAUUACUCAAGUUACUAUGUCCGAGACUGCUCAUCGCCAGCAUGCCAAGAACUCUUAUAA